GGAGAGGAGAGGAGAGGCGUGGCAUGGCGUUCUUCUGCGGUGGUGUCCACGCAGACAAUGCCAGAGGAAGUGUCUGAGGACAAAAGCAGUAGCAGCAGCACCAGCGCCACUAGCGCCACCACCAGUACAGGAGGAGGAAACGCAGGCGGCAGUGGAGCACGCAACCCAGCACCAGCAGCUGGAGGAGGAGCAGCCACGCUCCGGACGAGGGAGCGAACGGGCAAACGAACGGGAGAACGAAGAAUUGAAGGAGAAGGAGCGAGAAGAGGAGGAGUAGGAAGAGGAGCAGAGGUGCCGGGCCGCGGAGGUGGCACUGGCGUUGACAAAAAAAACAUUCCUCCCUCCAGGAACAGUAACAGUAACAACAGCAGCAGUAACAGCACAAAGUCCAAAGCCAACAGUGGCCCCGGGCCCUCGGGAGCCCACACACACACACACACAAACUCUCACACACACACACAGCAGCGCACACACACGUCCAGCCCUAAGAAGCAGCAGCAGCAGCAGCAGCGUCCGGCUCCCCCCAGCGCAGGCUCUGGCUCUGGCUCUGCGGGACCCUUGUCAAUGCAUCCCACCAACACCAAAGUCAGGAACUCCCCGACAGCACACACCCAAAGUCCUAAGUCUAAGCAGGAGGCCAUGGUGCGCUCGCCCCCUGUCAUGUCUCCCUCCAGCGCCGCCCAGAUGGACUCCAAGCUGACCAAUCAGGGGAAGCAGGGGGCAGCCAGCGGCCAAUCGCAGGCCUCGCCCUGCGACACCAAGGCGCCAAUGGGCGGGACCCACAACACCAAGGCACCAAUGGCGACGGGGCCAAUGGGCCUGAAGAACGGCCAGGGCAUCGGGGGCGGGCCCAAGGGCGGGACUAAAGUGAAGCGGGAGCGGAGCACGUCGGCGGAGUCCUUCGAUCAGCAUGACGAGGGCACAGGGACCAAUGAGAACGAGACAAAAGAGCUGGGCAACAGGGCGAAGCGUCUGUGUGUGGAGAGGAGACAGCCGUACACGGGGGCAGACUGGUGCUCAGGCGGAGAGACGGACGAAGAGGAGGCAGCUUUCUUCAACUGCAACUCGGGGGACAUAAAGCAGGAGCCCGGUGUCCUGUCGUCCUCCACCCCUACCCAGAAUGCAUUAGGGGGCCAGAGCGGCACGGGGCCCGACGUGAAACCCGGCACGGGGAAACUCUGCUACAUCUUUACGACCGAUAUGGCCAACAAGGCAGCUGAAGCGGUCCUCACGGGGCAUGCCGACAGCCUCAUCGCGUACCACAUGAACCACAUCUCCAACGGCAACAAGCCCAUGCUUCCUAUGAUGGGCUCCAUGGGUGGUGACUCUAAGCAGCAGCCCGGGGGCGGUGGCCCUGCGUCUUCCCAUCCCCCCGAGCAGAACCACCAGCCAGCCCCCAAGCCCUCAGCACCCUCGGGCCCCCCAGGGCAACCCACGCCACCCUCCCAGCCCCAGGCCUCCGCGCCGGGCACCAAGCCCCAGGACGGGCCCUCUUCUCUGGGCAUGGACCCCAAGAGCGGCCCCGGUGGCAGCGGGAGCCCCCAGGAUGGAGGAGUCUCGUCGCAGGAUGCAUCCGGUGUCGGUGUUAGUGCCCACCCCGGGGCCGGGAUGGUUCCUCCAGGGGAGGGGAACCCCCAGCAGCAGGGAGGGGGUCCCCAGGGCAGCGGUGGGUACCCGCUCACGGGGCCGGACGGCCAGAUGCUCCCCCACCCCGCCAUGCAAGGCCCGGGUUCGGGGCCCGGUGGUGGUGGUGGGGGUGGUCUGCCCCCGGAGCUGCUGGCCCUGGGGGAGAGCGCGCUACAGGACGGCGAGGGGGGGGGCCUGUCUCAGGAGCAGCUGGAGCACCGGGAGAGGUCCCUACAGACGCUCCGGGACAUCCAGCGCAUGCUGUUCCCCGACGACAAGGACGUGCCCGUCAUGGGGGGGCCCAACAUGGGCGGCCCCCCAGGUCCUCCAGGCGCCGCCGGGCCUAUGGGGCCUAAUCACCCCAUGAUGGAGGGUGGGGGCCCCAAGAAACCGGGCGACCCGGGGGCGGGGGGGCCUCUACAGGCCAUGAUUGCCCAGUCUCAGAGCCUGGGCAUGGGCAAGCCUGGCGGUGGUGUCGGCCCGUUCGGACCUGGACCACCCGGUGGUGGCCCCCCCAGGGACAUGCAGUUCAACCCGGACGAGCUUGGAGGGCCCCCAAUGAUGCCCCCUGGUGGAAUGAUGGAUAGAGAGAUGCAGCCUGGUGACCACAUGAGCCCGGAGCAGAUGGCAUGGCUGAAGCUGCAGCAAGAGUUCUACGAGGAGAAGAAACGCAAACAGGAAAUCAUGAUGCAUCACGGCGGCCCGCACGGCGGUCCGCACGGCCACGGACCCCGAGGCCCCAUGAUGCACCGCGGGCCCCCGCCGCCCUACCAGAUGAACCCGGGGCCCGACGGCUGGGUAGGAGGGGGGGGCCCCGAUCCGUUCCCCGACCAGAUGGGCAUGGGAGGUGGGAUGCCAGGGCCAGGGGGUAUGCCCCCACGUGGCAUGCACCCGCACCCACACAUGCAGCGCUUCCCCUCGGGUAUGAUGAUGAACCCCGAUAUGGAGGGUGGGGGGCCCCACGGCAUGCCACCCAGGGGGCCCCAUCCGGGUAUGAGCUGGGGGCCUGAGGGCCCGCCGGAUGGGCGUGGGUUCCCACCCCAGGGCAUGUUCGGGGGGCCCGGAGGUCCAGGCGGUGGGGGGCGGGUGGAGAGGUUCCCCAACCCUCAGGCGAUGCAGGAGGCCAUGUUCCAGCAAGGCAUGAUGGGAGAAAUGAACCAGAGGAUGAUGGGUAAUCCGCACCACGGGCGGCCGCCACAUCACAUGGAGCCCGGCCCUGGAGGAAUGAUGUUCCCCAGGAUGCCUGGCGGCGGCGGCGGCCAUGAUGGGGGAGCCCCCAUGAGUCCCGGGUCCAGGAUGGAGUUCCUCAAGAGCCUGAGUCGAGACAUGGGGGGCGACUUCGGUGGGAUGGGUCCCGGAGGACCAGGCCCCGGGAACAUGGGCAUGGGACCCGGUCCUGGUCCUGGGCCCGGCCCUCCCCAGAUGAUGGGCCCCCGUAUGGGCCUGAGCCCGGAGGAGGUGAUGAAGAUGAGGAUAGCAGCAGCAGCGGCAGGAGGAGGAGGAGGAGGAGGUGGAGGGGGGCCCAUGGGCCCCGACAACAUGAUGGGCCCCCAGCAAAAGAUGAUGAUGCAGGGCCAGGGGCCCCCCUUCCCUCCCGACCACCCAGGCGACUUCAACAUGGGGGGACCAGGGCCGGGGCCAGUUCGGGGCCAGUUCCCCCAGGGCCCGGGUCCCAUGAACCAGCCAGGGGGGCCCCCCAUGGGCCCAGGUCCUGGUCGGGGAGGAGGGCCAAGAGGGGAGGCGCCCUUCCUCCCGGACCAGAGAGGGGGUCCAGGUCCGGGGGGUAACGGGGGUGUUGGGGGUCGCCUGAGCCACAUGCCCCCCAACCAGAACCCUAACCAGCCACCGGGACCCGGUGGUGGGGGCGCCCCUCCCCCACCCCCUACCAACCAGCGUGGGCGUAAACAACAGCAGCAGCAGCAGCAGCAGCAGCAGCAACAGGAGCAGGCCAACUCGCCUGGCCUCAACCCCCUCAAGUCACCACCCCUACGCCAGGUGCAGUCGCCCAUGAUGGCGUCACCCUCACCCUCUGCCUCCGCGGCGGGCCUGAAGUCGCCAUCCCAGACGCCGUCCCAGCUGGCGGGCAUCCUCACGGGCACCGUGCCACCAGCCUCCACCUCCAUCGCCACGACAACAGCCACGGCAACAGGUCCUGGCAUCAAGUCGCCCGCUGGUGGCGUCAUGGGCUCCUCAGCGGGGGCGUCGCCCGUCCACAUGAAGUCGCCCUCGGUGCAGCCCGCCCCCUCGCCUGGCUGGACGUCCUCGCCCAAACCGCCCCUGCCCAGCCCCGGAGGAGGAGGAGGAGGAGGGGGGGCACAGCAGGGGGGAGGAGGAGGGGGUGCAGGGGGGAAGCCCCCACCAGGCAUGAUGGGCAGCAAUGAACCAGGUGCCCCUUCCUCAGCCCCGCCUCCCACCAGCUCGUCCAAUCAGCCGCCGGGCAACACCAACACCAGCACCAAUAGCAACCCCUAUAACAGCAGCUUGCCCCCCGAGCCCACGCUAUCCCAGAAUCCCCUGUCCAUCAUGAUGUCCCGCAUGUCCAAGUUCGCCAUGCCCAGCUCCACGCCGCUCUACCACGACGCCAUCAAGACCGUCGCCAGCUCAGACGACGACUCGCCGCCCGCACGAUCACCCAACCUGCCCAAUAACGGCAUGCCUGGUAUGCACCCUGGUCACCCUGGUAUGCGCAUGAUGGGUCCCGGCUCCUCGGGCCCCAUGUCCUCCCUCAGCCCCAUGUCCAUGAACGCCAUGGGCAACCCCAAUAUGCCCCACCCCCACGGCCACCCCCACGGACACCCCCACGGACACCCCCACGGCAUGCCAGGAGGCCCCAUGCCCGGCCAGAUGCACUCCCCAGGCGCCAUGGGGGGCCCCGGCAUGGGGGGUCCCCCCCACCACCCAGGCGGUAUGGGCCCCGGCCCGGGCAUGAUGCCACAGGGUAUGAUGAUGGACCACCCACAGGGUAUGAUGGUUCAGGGGCGCAUGGGCAUGCCACCGCACCACCGCGGGCAGGGGGGGUACCCACCUGGACACGGGCCCCAUGGACCGGGGCAGUCGCCUCCACAGCAGCAGGGGGGGCCGUACCCGCCACACAACGGGCCUGGACCUCAAGGCUUCCCGCCGGGCAUGGGGUUCCCGGGUGAGGGGGGUGGCCCGGGCCCCAUGGGCAGGAUGGGAGGGGGGCCCGAUAGGGGUGGUCCCGGAGGCGGGGGGCCCCCCGAGUUCAUGGGGGGCGUGUUCGACCCGGACCUGCAGGAAGUGAUGCGUCAGGGGGCGUCGGGCAUCCCCGAGUUCGACCUGUCGCGCAUCAUGCCCUCGGACAAGCCCAGCCAGACGCUCUCCUACUUCCCCCGGGGCCCAGGAGACGGGAAGGGCCCCCCACCACCGCACCACGGGGGCCCCCCUCACCCGGGACAGCCGGGCUUCCCUCCCCAGAUGCAAGGCAUGAUGGGAGGGGAGGGCAGCCCUCGUAUGAUGGGACCUAUGGGGGGGCCCCAGGACAUGCCCAUGGGGGGUCCACCAGGUCCAGGCAUGCGGCCCCAGGGCUUCAUGGGCCCUGGAGGAGGCCCCAUGGGUGGACCUCCACAGGGGGGGCCCGGGGGCAUGGGCGGCCCUGGGCCCCAGCAUCGAAUGCUCUCCCCUGGGCAGCAACAAGCCAUGAUGGGGGGCCCCGGCCCCGGGAUGAUGGUGCAAGGUGGGGGGCCUCCUGGGAAAGAGAGGGGAGGUGGGGGCCCCAUGUACGGACACCCGGGCCCUGGGGGGUCGCCGACGAUGAUGAUGCAGCUUCAGGGCAUGGGUGGGGGCCCCCCUCCACAGGGUAUGGGGGGGCCCUCUCCACAACAGCAGCAGACUAUGAUGAUGCAGCAGAUGAGGCCGCGGGGCCCCGGGGACAUGGGCAUGAACUUUAACCCUGGCCCUGGGAACCCUGGCAACAUGAUGUUCUGAAUGUCGGACCUGGAAACCGUGGGAUUAUGAUUUUAUGAUUUUAUGACCGUGGGAUUAUGAUGUUAUGAUCAUCGGAAUCUUCUGAACGCUGAAACAGGGAACCCUGGGAUUGAGACUAUGAUGUUCUGAAUUAUGAGGUUCUGAACGCUCGGAUUAUGAGGUGCUAAACCCUGGGCCAUAGCACCCUGGAAUUGGGAUUCCGACGUUCUGAACACUGGGAUUGGGAAUAUGAUGUUCUGAAUGUCGGGCCUGGAAACCCUUGGAUUAUCAUGUUCUGAACGCUUUACCAGAGAACCCUGGGAUUAUAAUCCUCUGAAUACUGGCAUUAUGAUGGGGUUCUGAACCCUUUGAUUGGGAUUUUCAUGUUCUGAACGCUGGGAAUGGGAUUUUGAUGUUCUAAACGCUGGGAUUGGGAAUAUGAGCCUAGGACAGACGUGUGAAAGUGUGAAAAACAUACAGUACAGUACAAACACUUGUGAACCUGUGACGACAGAAAUCUUGACAAGAUCCAGAGGAGAAGGAUUUUACUCUUGAGUUUUCGUACGUGUUUGUGUGGGUGUGUGUCAUGUGAUGUGUAGACGUGUGCGUGUGACAGUGGCCUGAACUUUCGCUGCAACGGUACUCUAUAGUGAGAAAAUGGGUCAUACACACACACCCGCACACACACACACACACACACACACACACACACACACACACACACACACACACACACACACACACACACACUCUGGCAGGGACUCCGACUCAGUGCCAAGUUCUCAAAGGUACCUGAAAAUGAGGGAAUACAGCACUGCAUCCCUGACCUGUGACCUCCUGAGAAAAAGGGAGUCACGGCAACUUUACUGUCAGUGGGUGCAUCCCAAUAUGUGACCUUGCCUCCUCCACUUGCCUCCUCCACUUGCUUCUCGUCAUGAUGACAUCACUGACAACAGCAUUAUAUUUCAAUAUCUUGCAAAAGCUCAAUUGUAAAGUCUUUUUCUCAUUUGCAAUUGGGAUGGUGAAUGAAAAACAGUCCCUCAAAAGUUCUUGUGGCGAGGCUGACAGCUGGGAAACUUUAUCGUUUUCUCCACGGAGGAGGGGCCAGGAGGCGGGACGAGGAGACAAGCACAAGUGGAGGAGGCAAGGACACAUAUUGGGAUGCACCCAGUGUGAGGGAGAGGAGGAGGAAAGCCUCUCCUGGACCAGUGCCGGCUGGCUGGCGAGGAGGAGAACCCCCAUAGGCAGCUGGGACCCAGAACAAAAAUCAAAUAAAUAACAUUUAAAAAACGCAAAUACAACUACGUACAGGAGCUGAACAAAAUAUGAAGAACUUCAUGAACAAAAACAGAAACGGAGACAGAGACUACAGGAUAUAACAAGGAGAAUUUCCAUACAUACACACACACAUACACACACAUAUACAGUAUGUACUGUGUAUACACACACACACGAUGUGCAUACAAACAUACAUACAUGCAUACAUACGGUACGUGUCGUGCAUACAGGACAAGACAAGACUGUCUGAUAAAACGGUGAGAAGUUCUCAUCUCGCAUUGAGGAGUGGCAUCAGUGUGUUGGACUAUUUGUUUACAUGUCAUCCCAUUUCCUGAAGACUACAACUUCUGUGUGUGUGUGUGUGUGUGUGUGUGUGUGUGUGUGUGUGUGUGUGUGUGUGUGUGUGUGUGUGUGUGUGUGUGUGUGUGUGUGUGUGUGUGUGUGCAUUUGUGAGUGUGUGUAUUAACGAGAGCGCGUGUCUUUAAGUACUGUAUAAAUGUUUGAGUGUGUGUGUGUGUGUGCGUGUGUGUGAUGUACUUGUGUUACUUUCCGCUGUUUGUCUCGUGAGUGUGUGUGUGUGCGUGUGUCUCUGUGUGUGUGUGUGUGUGUGUGUGUGUGUGUGUGUGUGUGUGUGUGUGUGUGUGUGUGUGUGUGUGUGUGUGUGUGUGUGUGUGUGUGUGUGUGUGUGUGUGUGUUCGAGCGUGCGUGCUUGUGUGUGUGUGUACAAAUGUGGGUGAGGCCGCCUUGCCCGCCCUGUUACUAAAUACUGUGCAUUGUUAAGAAAAAAGACUCUUUUAAAUGUCGUUUCCUUUGUUACUUCCGUUGUAUGAUAAAAAAAAAAGAACCAAACGAAGACCUCAUACAGAUCGCUAGUAUUAUCAAGGGAGACUCAAAGCACAAAACAAAACAAGAAAACACAAACAAAUUAACUGUAAAGACUGAGACUGAGGGAAGGGGUGUUUUUCCGUGUUCCUUUUUUGUUUUUGUAUCUUAGAGAAAACAGGGCUGGACUGGAGGACAAAUAGGGCCCUGGCACUUUUGGUUUAAAGGGCCCCCCCCCCCAUAGUUAGCGGUGCAGAACUGACUCAACGGUGGGCCCCACACCCUCGUCGGCCCCUAUCUUCAUUAAUGUGAAAAAUGUUUGGGUUUUUUUUAACAUUUCUCAAAAUAGGGGCCCAGGAGGGUUCGACUGUGGGGCCCACCGGGAAAUGCCUGCAGGCCAGAUGGCCAGUCCAACCCUGCAGAGAAACACGUCUUCUCUUUUUGGGGGGGCUCAGAGAGAGACGAGAAGUCCCCGUAGACUUCAUAAUGAUGCGGCCCCUCUUGGGGUGAUUGACUGGGUCAAGCGUUGAGGGGCGUGUGUGUGUGUGUGUGUGUGUGUGUGUGUGUGUGUGUGUGUGUGUGUGUGUGUGUGUGUGUGUGUGUGUGUGUGUGUGUGUGUGUGUGUGUGUGUGUGUGUGUGUGUGUGUGUGUGUGUGUGUGUGUGUGUGGAUGUGUCCGUGUGUGUUUGUGUGUGUGUGUGUGUGUGUGUGUGUGUGUUUG
This is a messenger RNA of Engraulis encrasicolus (European anchovy), 8370 nucleotides long. RefSeq names its product B-cell CLL/lymphoma 9 protein-like. Gene Ontology annotation, cellular component: beta-catenin-TCF complex. Gene Ontology annotation, molecular function: beta-catenin binding; transcription coactivator activity. NCBI's taxonomy places the organism in Eukaryota, Metazoa, Chordata, Actinopteri, Clupeiformes, Engraulidae. The transcript has 12 exons. Gene Ontology annotation, biological process: canonical Wnt signaling pathway; positive regulation of transcription by RNA polymerase II. Bases 58 to 5571 code for a protein of 1837 amino acids. The record is from RefSeq and is a predicted model, not a curated record.